CCAAUUCUGAAACGAAGCUCCGACAUAACCAAGUCGCCUCUCACCAAGUCAGAGCAGCUGCUGAGGAUAGAUGACCAUGACUUCAGUAUGAGGCCUGGCUUUGGAGGCCCAGCCAUCCCCGUGGGUGUGGAUGUGCAGGUGGAGAGCUUGGACAGCAUCUCGGAGGUCGACAUGGACUUCACCAUGACCCUCUAUCUGAGGCACUAUUGGAAAGAUGAGAGGCUGUCUUUUCCAAGCACGAACAAUCUGAGCAUGACAUUUGACGGCCGGCUCGUAAAGAAGAUCUGGGUCCCUGACAUGUUCUUCGUGCACUCCAAACGCUCCUUCAUCCAUGACACCACCACAGACAACGUCAUGCUGCGGGUCCAGCCCGAUGGGAAAGUGCUGUACAGCCUCAGAGUGACAGUGACUGCGAUGUGCAACAUGGACUUCAGCAGGUUUCCGCUGGACACGCAGACCUGCUCCCUGGAAAUCGAGAGCUACGCCUACACAGAAGAUGACCUCAUGCUCUACUGGAAAAAGGGCAAUGACUCCUUAAAGACAGACGAGAGGAUCUCCCUCUCCCAGUUCCUCAUCCAAGAGUUCCACACCACCACAAAGCUGGCCUUCUACAGCAGUACGGGCUGGUACAACCGUCUGUACAUUAACUUCACUUUACGCCGUCACAUCUUCUUCUUCCUGCUCCAAACCUAUUUCCCCGCCACCCUCAUGGUCAUGCUGUCCUGGGUGUCCUUCUGGAUCGACCGCAGAGCUGUGCCUGCCAGAGUUCCCUUAGGCAUCACCACGGUGCUGACCAUGUCCACCAUCAUCACGGGCGUGAAUGCCUCCAUGCCCCGAGUGUCCUACAUCAAAGCCGUGGACAUCUACCUCUGGGUCAGCUUCGUGUUCGUGUUCCUCUCAGUGCUGGAGUACGCGGCUGUCAACUACCUGACCACAGUGCAGGAGCGGAAGGAACGGAAGCUACGGGAGAAGGUGUCCUGCAGCUGCGGACUAGCCCAGCCCCGGGCAGUGAUGCUGGAUGGCAGCUACAGUGAUGGGGAGGUGAAUGACCUGAGCGGCUACAUGCCUGAGAAUGGCGAGAAACCCGACAGGAUGAUGGUGCAGCUGACCCUGGCCCCUGAGAGGGGCUCUCCCCAGAGGAAAAGCCAGAGAGGCAGCUAUGUGAGCAUGAAGAUCAGCACCCACGCCAUUGAUAAAUACUCCAGGAUCGUCUUCCCAGCUGCGUACAUCUUAUUCAAUCUCAUAUACUGGUCAAUUUUCUCUUAGAGGUUUGUAAUUCUGUAAACCUCGCCUUCUUCAUGGUUUGUAUGCACUACAGAAAUUGCUGUAAAUGACAAAGUAUGAAAACUGCCCCAGUGCCCCCCUGGGUUUUCACUGUCCCUUCUUCAGCCAUGCAAAGCUGCACUGACAAGACAGCAUUUUUGUAUGUAUUAAGCAUCAUUUGUACACACAGUAUUAUGCGAGGCAUUGUAGGAAUUUGUCAUGAUAGCAACUGGUAUUAGCUGUUCCCAGAUCCCACAGAGGACACAUGGUCAUGCUGCAUUUCAGUGCUGGGCCCUGGGUUCUCUCCUCAUGGAGGUCUUCCUUCAUGAGUGGCACUGUGUUCUUUAGAUUAUGUGGAACUGGAGAGCACCUGGAUAAAACUCAUUUGCACGGAGCUCACGUGCAUAUAAGCCCCCUGUGGUGACAGCCGUGCUUCAGUCUGUCCCUGCACCUGUUCGGCAGCCCCCACAGUUAAUGCACGGUAGUGAUGUUCAUGCUUCAGUCUGUCCCUCCGUCCACUUGGCAUCCAGUGUAGUUAACAUACAGUAGUGAUGUUCAUGCUUCAGUCUGUUCCUGAACUGGUUCAUCAUCUCAUGCUCCAGUCUGUCCCUCCGUCCACUUGGCAUCCCCCCAAUGUUAACGACCGGCAGCAAUGCUCACAGGCUCUCUUUAUCUUCCCUUAUAAGAAAUGCUCUUUAGAUGGCUGACUCUUCUCUGGCAGAGAAACUCUGAAGAUGGAGAUACGUGUAGGCAUUCUGUCUGUCCUGUGGAGCUGAGUGUGCUACAGAACCGUGUUCCUCUCUCUGUUUUCUAGUCACUGUUUUGUGCCUCUCUACCACGGAGCACGUGCUCUUUCAAAAUGAACUGUUUUCUCAGUAGCAUGGUAUUAUCACGGAGGAGCUCGAAGAGGUAUUAAUUUCUUUUGAAUAAUCGGCAUUUCAAGGAAACUUGAGGUGAUACAGCUCAUGAGAAUAAGAAGCACACAAUUUCUUAAGAGAAAAUAACAUCAAAAAGCAAAAGAAACAGAUAGACAUCUACAUUUCCACUCUGAGAGCCAACACUGUCUAGGAACUAGACAGCAGUUAUCAACUAGAUUGGGCGUUCCAUAGACCAGAUGAAGUGGCCCAGUGACAAGUGAUGUCAGUCAUCACUUGUAAUUUGAUGUGUUACUUUAAAAUAAUAUUCAAAAAAAUAAGCCUUCAUGUUAUUUAUCUAGAAGAUAUAGAACAAGUCCAACCAAACUUGCCCAAAAGUAUGGCGUUUUCUCCGGGCUACAUCUUUCACUCACAGAGACAGAGACGUCUAUUUAGCAUCUGUCCACAUCCCAGCAGCCUCUAAAACAAGUUAAGACAUUGCCCUUUAAUUGCGGUUGUGUUUGCCGGGCAGUGGUGGCGCAUGCCUUUAAUCCCAGCACUCAGGAGGCAGAGGCAGGCGGAUCUCUGUGAGUUCGAGGCCAGCCUGGUCUACAAGAACUAGUUCCACGACAGGACCCAAAAGCUACAGAGAAACUCUGUCUCAAAAACCAGAAAAAAAAGAACUGUGGUUGUGUUCAGAGUUUAGUGAGACAUAAAUGAUAAUUUAACAUUGUGGAAUAUAUUAAUAAAAAGGAGGUGGUCUAAGAAACCCAUCCAGGAGCGCUAGGAAACCACCCUUCAUAUAUGUGCUUCUGUCUCCCAUCAUUUCAAAGUUGAUUUGUCGGGUCAAUGCUAAAUAAUAUAUGCGUGCCUGUUCUUUAUUCUGAUUUUUAAAGAACUAUUUGCAAAGUCCUACUUAGACGGUCUUUCAUUUCCCCCAAUGAGAGUCCUACUUAGUUAGUCUCUCAUUUCCCCCAAUGUAAGGUCACCAAAAGCUUUUUGCAAACACAAAUAGUAAACUUAGAAGGGCAUAAAUUAAACUAUUAAUUAUCAUUGAUAUACAAAAUGACUGUUUGUUUUAUCAAGCAUGGUUUACACAUGCCUGAAAUCUCAACACUUGGGAAGUAGAAGUGGGAGGACCUGGAGUUCAAAGCUAGUCUUAGCUUUAUAGCAUAAUGGAAGGCAGCCUAGGCUAUGUGAGGUUUAAAAAGAUUAGUUUCCAUUUUUAUUUUAUGAAACAAUUAUCAUUAAAGUUAACAUCUUUGCCACUGUCUUCUCCCUCACCACUAGGGCCACUGAGUUGUCUAAACUAAACCUUACCUACUGUUUGCGAUACUCUAGCAUUUGAGGCAGUGUGUAGAAUGUUCUACUAGUCUGCUAACCUGUAGGCCAAAUGGCUUG
Molecule: messenger RNA, 3518 nt
Organism: Chionomys nivalis (European snow vole)
Lineage: Eukaryota; Metazoa; Chordata; Mammalia; Rodentia; Cricetidae
Gene: Gabrr1
Product: gamma-aminobutyric acid type A receptor subunit rho1
Exons: 8
Coding region: 88-1266 (392 amino acids)
Biological process (GO): nervous system process; monoatomic ion transmembrane transport; chemical synaptic transmission
Cellular component (GO): membrane; synapse; GABA-A receptor complex
Molecular function (GO): GABA-A receptor activity; extracellular ligand-gated monoatomic ion channel activity; neurotransmitter receptor activity
Source: RefSeq, a predicted model, not a curated record